This is a messenger RNA of Abrus precatorius (Indian licorice), 1044 nucleotides long. RefSeq names its product cyclin-dependent kinase inhibitor 4-like. The record is from RefSeq and is a predicted model, not a curated record. The coding region runs from base 127 to 627 and encodes 166 amino acids. NCBI's taxonomy places the organism in Eukaryota, Viridiplantae, Streptophyta, Magnoliopsida, Fabales, Fabaceae. Gene Ontology annotation, molecular function: cyclin-dependent protein serine/threonine kinase inhibitor activity. The transcript has 3 exons. Gene Ontology annotation, cellular component: nucleus. Gene Ontology annotation, biological process: negative regulation of cyclin-dependent protein serine/threonine kinase activity.
AUUUCUCCCAAGUCCAAACCCUUUAUAAAGACACUUUUUCCAGGUGCCCAGAACUUGGCCCCCUCUUUAGUCUUCUUCUACUCCCUCUUUCUCACCGUCGAUUGAGUGAACCAUCCAAUUUGGGAGAUGGGAAAGUGCAUGAGAAAAUCCAAAGCAGGUGGUGACGUGGCAGUGAUGGAAGUGUCUACUUCUUCUCCUAUCAUCGGUGUUCGCACCAGAGCCAUGACCCUCGCACUUCAAAAUUCCCAUCCCUACCUUCAACUCCGUAGCCGCCGCCUCCAGAAGCUCCUCUCGCCGCCGAUUAAGAAAACUGCCGCCGCCGCGCCACGUGUCGCCAAUCAAAACGUUGAUCCUUUUUUCGCUGAAACUACGUUGCUCGUGGAAACGAAAGACAGGAGCACCAGGGAAAGCACACCUUGUAGUUUACUUAGAGAUUCAAAUGCUGUUGACACCCAAAAUAUCCAUGAACUCAUACAAAGAAAUAUUCCAACGGCUUAUGAGAUGGAUGAGUUCUUCGCCUUUGCAGAGAAGCAGCAGCAGACAAUAUUUAUGGACAAGUACAAUUUCGACAUUGUCAAUGAUAUACCUCUUCCUGGACGGUUCGAAUGGGUUCAAGUACAUAACUAGGCUAAGCUCUAGUAACAUAGGCUUCUAUGCUUCCAACUUAACAAUUGAUUAAAGAAAAGCUAUUGUGACAUGUAAUUUAACAACUAGCAGUGUUAACUAACGAAUUAGAUUGCUUGAAGCUCAACUAGAAAAGGGUUAGGACAUGCUAAGCAUAGAUUUCCAAAUUAUGAGUAGUUUAGUGUUUCGUUUUGUUGAUUUUAGGGUAUAUCUAAUUGUUAGGAUCUUUCUGUAAUUUACUUUCCUUCUGUGCAUAAUUUAGUGCGUAUAACUAUGAUGUGUAGAAAUACUGUAGGCUAAUUAUCCUUCCCUUUACUCAAAAUUUAGCGUUGAUAUAUGGUAUAACCAUUUUAGUGCACAUUUGAAAUUAGGCUUAGAAAGUUCCUCCAAAAAGCAGUUUAAUUGAAAGUAUUUUCCGGU